Molecule: messenger RNA, 3561 nt
Organism: Aspergillus mulundensis
Lineage: Eukaryota; Fungi; Ascomycota; Eurotiomycetes; Eurotiales; Aspergillaceae
Product: putative PHD finger domain protein
Exons: 2
Coding region: 1-3561 (1186 amino acids)
Biological process (GO): regulation of transcription by RNA polymerase II
Source: RefSeq, a predicted model, not a curated record
AUGGCGCCUUACACGUCGCCAAAACGCGCUUCCCCCGGUGGGCCACUGAAAAACGGAUCAAAGACUCCUCUCCAGGAUUCCGGCAAUUCGGGGGCCCCAGUCGACGACGGCUUAGGCCCUAUCGUUAAGAAAAGGAAAUACGUUCCAGGCGGCCCAGGUGGAGGAGGAAGAUACAUUGAAAUCGAGGUUAGGGAAACUCCGAAACAACCGAAGCCGAAGCCGAAAGCGAAACAACCUAAGUUGAGCCCCGUGAAGAGGACGAGUUCCUCUGCUUCUCGCACUCGGCAUCAGUUGAAAGAAGCAGAGUCAUCCGCACAAUCUGCUCAAUUACCUCCUCCUCCUCCGCCGCCGCCGCCAGUCCACGCCCCUACCACGCCCCCGUCUACGCGUCUCCGAAGAGAAAAGAGCCAGACCCGCGGACGAUUUGGGUCCUCAUCAACAGCGGCGGCGCUCGCUCUUCAGCAAGGCGAUGGCUAUAAACCCCGAGAAGAACGAGGCUGGGAGGAAUUCCAUCCCGAGUUAGAUAUCGAUGCUAAGUUCCCAGUGUUUCCUUCAACAGAGGUUGAUCGCCCGCCACCGUCAGCACAACUCGCCAAUAUACUAUCUCCGAACGGCCUUGACAAGACCAACGAGAAUGAUCCCGUCGCGGAGCUAAUCCGCGCUCAUACCAAUGGUACUGUUAAUACACCGAUUAAACGCAGGCCAGGACGUCCUCCGCGCCGCCCAGAGGCCAUCCUGCAGUCACUUGGCGUCUUCACCCCCCAGCCCAAAGUCGUUCCGCCUCCUGGUCCUAAUCCGCGCGAAAAGCUGACGCUACCGAAACCGUCGUUUCGAUUGAAAGAUCCGUUCACUUUCUAUGAUCGGCCUGGCGUGGGUCAGCAAAAUUAUGUGGACCGGACAAUGGCUAGUGUAGGAUACCAGGAGAGCGAUCUGUUUCUCCGCCAUGACCGCCGUUUGAUUCGAAUGCCUGAAGGUGCCCAGGAAGAUGACCUUGAUAUCGGCAACGCAUUACUCGGCGAAGGGGAGGUCAAUGCUGCUGUAGGCCGGGUGGAAUACGACAUGGACGAGCAGGAUGAGAAGUGGUUGGAGGAAUACAAUGCGAAGCGACGAGAGGAUCAAUAUGAACCCAUCAAACCGGCUGUCUUUGAAAUCACCAUGACAAAAAUUGAAAAGGAGUGGCACAGUCUUGAAAAACGCAUCCCCAAGCCCAAUCCGAAGCCUCCACAGACACAUCGCCCUCGAUCAAGCUCGGCGGCAGCCGUCAAUGGCGAAACGAUAGGUCCGGGUGAAGAUCAGGAUACCAAAUGUGCCAUCUGCGAUGAUGGCGACUGCGAGAACGCAAACGCCAUUGUGUUCUGCGAUGGCUGCGAUCUUGCAGUACACCAGGAGUGUUAUGGUGUUCCUUUCAUCCCCGAGGGCCAGUGGUUGUGUCGUAAAUGCCAGCUUAUAGGAAGAGGAUCACCGAAUUGCAUUUUCUGCCCGAACACUGAGGGUGCGUUCAAACAAACCACUACUUCCAAGUGGUCGCAUCUUCUCUGCGCUAUCUGGAUUCCCGAGGUUUCUAUCGGUAAUCCGUCUCUGAUGGAGCCCAUUACCGAUAUCGAAAAGGUUCCUAGGAGCCGUUGGAAGCUUCAAUGCUAUAUUUGUCGCCAAAAAAUGGGCGCGUCCAUCCAAUGCAGUAACAAAAACUGCUUCGUAGCGUUCCAUGUCACGUGUGCGCGGAGAGCUCAGCUUUACUUGAAAAUGAAGUCCGGCCACGGAAAUCUAGCGGUGAUGGACUCACAUCUAUUGAAAGCCUUUUGCGAUAAGCAUGUCCCCCCUGAAUGGCGUCGCGAACACGGGACAGACGCCGCCACAGCCGAGGCAAUAGAAUACUACCGCAAUACGAUGCGGGAUCGACAGUGGCCAGACAGUCAAGCUGCGGCUCUGUCGUUAGAGCCCGCCCGUCCACUUGGCGGCUAUCCGGACGACGAAGAUGGACCACGGACCCAUACACCACGCAUCACUCUUACCGUUGGGGGCAAUAAACGAAAGCGACCCAAUGCCCCCAGGACAAUAUGGAAAUUACCCUCCGGGGCUCCCGUCAUACCGCAGGUUCUUUUGAAUUCUGUCGUUGCUUCACUCCAGCGCUUCGGUGUUCGGCAAAGAAAACAAUAUGCCGAAGAUGCCUGCAAAUACUGGACUCUCAAGCGAGAGGCGCGGCGCGGUGCAGCGCUUCUCAAGCGCCUACAGUUGCAACUAGAAACUUUCUCCUCCAUGGAAAUGACGCGGAGGGAUUACUCUGCUAUGGGAGCGACGGGCGGCAAGCGACUCCAACGGCGCAUCGAAUUUGGCGAACGCUUGUAUCGAGACUUGGACCGGCUACGAAUGCUGUGCGAUGAGGUAAAGAAACGCGAGAGGGAGAAGUUGAAGGAUGCCGAGAUGCUUCGGAGUAUCGUAGAUACCGUCUACUUCCCGAUCUUCCCUCUACUCUGGCCGAUAUUCGAGAAGGCGCAAGUAUUGGAUAGCAAAGGUUUCUUCAGGCAGGGACUCUUUGCAAUACGCACCAAGCUGGAGCAACGCUACUAUCCGUCCGUGUCCUCCUUCUCGGCUCACCUAGCCGGCAUCUUCACCUCGGAGAUUGGAGUCCAGCCAGCCGGAGAUACAGCAGAGCUUCAGAUGCAGAUUAGUGGGCGUGCUCCUGAACUUAGCUUGGAGCAGCGCGAAAAGAGAAAGACUGCAAAGCGGAUCAUUAAAUCUAUUCAACCAGCGCUGGAGGAUGCAAUCCGCAAAGAGAGCGAAUUGAAUCGCCAGCCUUACGAGCAAGAGCUUAAGGACUUAGACGUCAUGCUUGGGGACAUCUCGACUGCGAGAGGCUCCGAAGUUGAUUCCGCAGAACGCGCAGGCGAAGAGACUUUUGAGAAGCCUGAGAAGUCAGAACAGUCCGAGCAAGCCGACUCCAAUGAUGAUGAUGCCGACAAAAUGGAUGUUGAUAUCGAUUCUACGGCCAAAGCAGAGCCCAGCGAGGAAGCUCUGCAGAGCACCGAGGCGAACACUCCCGAAGCAGAAACUUCUCAGUCUGCCGAACCCCAGGUCGCUGAAGCAGCUGUUACGGAUGCCUCGGCGGAUGCACCGGUUACGAACAAUACUUCUACUGUCCAGCCUGCGGACGAAACUCAAUCAGUAGAUGCUUCUGAAGCAGCCGACAAAGCGGAAGAAUCAACAAGAACAUCAGAACAAGCGAAUCAGGUUCCUUCAGUGCCCUUAUCGCCGCCGGCCCUUGAAACCGAUCAGCAUCACUCUCUGGCCCAGGGAGGCAUCCAAUGGUAUAUGCAGCCAUUCGAUCCUGUGGGAACUACGAUACAUGAUGAGCGAUGGACAGGCCGGGAGGUCAUGCGUGGCCUGAGUGAGGAGCUCAGCGAAUUGGAUGAGGAGGAACUUAACGAUCUAGUAGAUGAUGAUGAGCUGGAAGAGAACGCGGCUGCGGCUGGCGCUUCCACCAACGGCGUCCCAGACAGUUCAGGCGGGGAGCCAGGGGUCAAGGUCCAUCGGACUCGGCGUCGAUGGCGUGGCUUCAAAUGA